Messenger RNA from Durusdinium trenchii, 1353 nucleotides. Lineage: Eukaryota; Dinophyceae; Suessiales; Symbiodiniaceae. The record is from the annotation of a GenBank genome assembly.
AUGCAUGAAAUGAGUGCAUGUCUCAAGCUUGCGCUUGUUGCGUGUUUGUGUAUAUGCUGCAAUAGUUACUGCAAUAUAUUUCUUGAAUAUGGUUCAAGUGGCGAGCAUCAGCCGACUGAGCCAUUGAAAGUGGCACGAGAGGCCAUCGGCAUGGUGUAUCGGCCAGUGGCACCAGCAUCAGACAUGGGUUUAUCUGAGGGGGCCGAGGAAUCUGAGGUCCUGCAGGAAUCCUCGCCAUCAGAGGUGACCGAGGUGACCUCUCUUGGCAGCUGGCCGCUGCUCCUUGCCUUCAUUAGCUUCCUGCUGGUUUUUUGCCUCUCCGUGCUUGAAACCACAGCAAGACACGAGGAGAUCACAGAUGACUACCGAAACUUGCAAGGAAUGUCGAUGGAAAAGCAGCUUCAAGAUUUCGUCCUCCAUGGUGAUAUUCCAGGAGACUGCGUUGCGUGCCGCAAGCCAAUACCAGCCAGCAAGAGCAUUUGCGGCCACACACCCGGCAGACGGUUGCAGGUGGAGACGCAAAUAGCAGAUUGGUUGGGAGAGGAGGAGAAGAGAGAUUUUGCCGACAUAAAGCAGCAGCUCCAGGACUAUGUGAGUGGCAAACCGGUCAAAGGUCAGUGCCCUGAAUCGAAGCCUGUUGUUUCGAUUUCCAUGAUGGUGAGCUUGAAAGACACACAGGGCAUGGAUGCCCUUUUCAUGCCCAUGCUGGUCAGGGCAGCCACCAGAUCCAUAAGCACAGUCAUGCAGGUGCCAAGCGAGGUGGUCUCCGUUCACCUCAAGCACCCGGCAGAGAAGCGGCUGCUAUCACUUGAGGAUGCAGUUGGUCUCACAGGGCAAGGAUCUAGCGUGGUCAUUGUUGCUGAGGUAACGGCACCUCCGCAGCAAGCCAUGAAGGAUGCAAUGAGUCCGGAUUUUCUCAGCAAGUUCAAGACACAGGUGUUUUCUGCGAUGACGCGGGAGGGUGCUGCAGCAGGCGCAGGCAAUUUUCACAAGAUGGCCCACUUUGAAGAUCCUACGCUCGAGGAGAAAGGUAGCUUGGACAUGGAGGGCGGCUUUGAAAGCACCGGCUUCGGCACGAAGUGUGCCUCUCCAAGGAAUGCCAAACCGCUACCAGGGCACAUGGAGGCUAGCCCUUUUGGGCGAGUUAUCGUGCAGUUUUUCGGAUCGUGCUCCGAGGCGAAGAAGGUCGACUCGUUGAGGGCGUGCGCUGCUGCAUGCAACGGUGAAUCAGGCUGUCAUGGCUUCCAGUUCGGCCACACGGCGCAAAGCUGCCAACUGUGGAAGAUGCCCAUUUGCAAGGGCGAGGAAGCUCUCGGACCAUCAAAACUGGAGUGCUUCCGAAAAUGCGACUGA